Messenger RNA from Uranotaenia lowii, 1507 nucleotides. RefSeq names its product stomatin-like protein 2, mitochondrial (gene Stoml2). Bases 186 to 1346 code for a protein of 386 amino acids. Gene Ontology annotation, cellular component: membrane. Lineage: Eukaryota; Metazoa; Arthropoda; Insecta; Diptera; Culicidae. The transcript has 3 exons. The record is from RefSeq and is a predicted model, not a curated record.
CAGUUCGAGUUGCAAAAUUCACACGUAAAAUUUUUCAUUCUUUUAUCCAACUUCCAAUCAAAGUAUAUUACAAAACUUGUUUGCCCUAAAUUACAACGACAAAAUCACAGAAACUGUGCACUGUUCGCUACGUUCAUCAAUCUAGUUUUAAAAUCCGAAUGAAAUAAACCCGUUCCGAGGACAGGAUGAUUCGCGCCUCCACUCGACUAGCCCGGCUACCGCUCCGUGGAAUCGUCGCCGGCAAUGGACCACACUUUUCACCGGGUUUGCUGGACAGGAACUCGGAGAUGGCAUUGAUGCAAUCGAUUCAGGUUCGGCACAAAUCAACCCCGAUCAAUACGAUGAUAAUGUUCGUGCCACAACAAGAAGCUUGGAUCGUUGAACGAAUGGGGAAGUUUCAUCGAAUAUUGGAACCAGGUCUAAACUUUCUGCUGCCAAUCGUUGAUCGGGUGAAGUAUGUUCAAAGUCUGAAGGAAAUCGCUAUCGAUGUUCCGAAACAGUCGGCCAUUACCUCUGAUAACGUGACGCUUAGCAUCGAUGGCGUGCUGUACCUGCGUAUCCUUAAUCCAUACCACGCCUCGUACGGUGUCGAGGAUCCCGAAUUUGCCAUUACCCAGCUGGCCCAAACCACUAUGCGUUCCGAACUGGGAAAGAUGUCUUUGGAUAAGAUCUUUCGGGAGCGUGAAUCGUUAAACAUCAGUAUCGUAGAUUCGAUUAACAAAGCUUCGGAGGCGUGGGGUAUCACUUGUCUUCGGUAUGAAAUUCGAGAUAUCAAACUGCCGAGUCGCGUUCACGAAGCUAUGCAGAUGCAGGUUGAAGCCGAACGCCGAAAGAGAGCCGCGAUCCUCGAAUCGGAAGGUGUGCGGGCUGCGGAAAUCAACGUCGCCGAAGGUAAACGGCAAUCGCGCAUUCUUGCAUCCGAAGCUCAAAAGCAGGAGGAAAUCAAUCGGGCAAAUGGAGAAGCCGCAGCCCUCCUGGCCAUUGCCGAUGCGAGGGCACAGGGUCUCAAAGUAGUUUCAGAAUCUUUGCUAUCCAAACAUGGAAAAGAUGCUGCAUCGCUCAGUAUAGCCGAAAAGUACGUUCAUGCAUUUGAAAAUCUAGCUCGUAAAAACAAUACCCUCAUUAUUCCGUCGAACGCAUCGGAUGUUACCUCAAUAGUGGCACAAGCCAUGCAGAUUUACAAAAACCUUUCCGCUGGGGCUGCUAGCAGCGAAGAACUGCAUCCGUCGACGACAAUCUCUAGCGCUGCCCAUCAGUCCAUUCCAUCGGCCGUCAGCGAUAACAGUUCGAAACCGACCGGGGCUGCCCUUAAUCGGAAUGAUCCCGUUAAAGGACCCGCCGAGUGAUGAUACUUAAACGGGACUUUCACUGUUGAUAGAAACGGUCGUACUUUGAAGGAAGGAAAUCUAAUGAUUGGAAUUUAAUGGCAACAACUUUUAGAAAGUGUCAAUUGCCACAAAUUGGAAAUCGUUAGAAUAUAUUGAAUAAAGUCCUACACUUAGUAGUA